Molecule: messenger RNA, 1330 nt
Organism: Hypoxylon fragiforme
Lineage: Eukaryota; Fungi; Ascomycota; Sordariomycetes; Xylariales; Hypoxylaceae
Exons: 3
Coding region: 115-1095 (326 amino acids)
Source: RefSeq, a predicted model, not a curated record
UUGUCCUUUUACUCCUCGACCCUUUCCCUUUUUUCCUCUUACCCUCCCCCCGCUCAACAUACAUACCUACAUAAUCGUCGUCGACCGGUAAUUCACGCAUAUUUCGAAUAAACGAUGGCUGCUAGAAGACCAGCACCGUCGGGUGGCAACACGCUACCUACGCAAAACCGCCAGAAUGAGUACUUUGUUCCAAGGGACGGAAUCGAUCGUGAGGUAAUCACGGCCGACAUCUGUCGCUACCUUGGCAACGAUGCACUCGUUCGGCCUGGCACAUACGAGAACCCUUCGACCGGCCAAAUCAUUCAGGGUUACUACAUAAAUGCGUAUCGUAACCUGACGACAGCUAUGAUUGAAGACCUGAAAGCAGAUUCGGCGCGCUGGGACCAAGAAAGGCGGCAGCAAUCGGCGAGCCGUAACAAUGCUGCGGGAGGUACUAUAGCCUCGAGAGACUCGAAUGGCGUAUAUGUCAGACUCUCUAACUCCCCUAUAGUCCAAUAUAGAAACUCGGACACACACCAAUCCCGUCAAUACUACGGACCUACCGAGGCCGGAUUCGCGGCGGCGGAUCCAAACCGAGAUCCGUACGGUGAUGCUACUCCCAGGUACCCAGGCACUGGUUCCGCAGGAUAUACAGGUGCCUCUGGCGCGUAUGCAUCGCAGCCAUAUCCUCAGGGUGGGUAUAGUUCUCAACAAGGGUAUACUACCCAGGCGCAAUUUCAGACUCCUGCCGGAGGUGUGAAUUAUCCUUCUAUGGCUCCGCAAGGGUUUGGCCAGGCCGGCCAGGAGCCUCCUUUCCAGCUGGUUGGAGCAGAUUCGAGAGUGGCGAACAACCAACAGGCCAUGUAUAAUGACCCGUACGCAGGCUCAAGAGACCCGAGAGACCCUAGGGAUCAAAGGACGCCCAUGACCACAAUGCCGGCAAGUAGGACUACUUACGCAACUUCAGGACCACCUGCACCUCAGGGCUAUCCAUCAUCGGCGCCUGGCGGUGGAUUUUACCCUUCGAACCCGUCACCGUCGAACCCGUCCUAUGCGCCUACCGUGCAACCUGGAGAUCCAUUCUAUGGACGCGGUGCGUACACCACAGGUUUAUAAUCCACCUCCCUAUUCCCCUUUCUGAUUGUUUAGCAUCUCCAGCAGGCACAACCUCCUACGGUUCAGCACAAGAUCCACAGUAUGAAAACACCCCUGCCCCCCGUACCUCAACCACCACAACCAGUACUCAAAUUCCAACUAGUGGAGCGUCUGCGCGGCAUCGUGAAAACAGGGACAGCGUCGAUCGCCAUACCGAUUCCAGACACGCUCAUCGGCCUCAUCGCUCUGGACGAAA